CCGCAACAGCCGCGAAAAAAACGCGCCAAGAUUGUCAGUGCAUGUGGAGAAUGUCGUCGUAAAAAGACAAAGUGCAAUGGCGAACAACCGUGCCGUAGCUGUGAGAAAUCAGGCGUGCCUUGUAUCUAUCCAUCGGCGACCCAGAGCCAGGGCGACGACAAGCGUACGACGCUGAGCAAGGCUGCGCUGGAUGCCAUUGAGGAGCGGUUAAAGACCAUUGAGGAUAUGUUGAGAGUGAUAUUGCAGUCGGCUCAGCCGAAUGCCGAUCUGGAUCCUGCCAUUGUGAAUCAGCUCCCAUCGAUCCACAAUCUCUCGGCUCCUUCGGCCUAU
Zychaea mexicana is the source of this 330-nucleotide messenger RNA. RefSeq lists its product as uncharacterized. The annotation marks the transcript as partial. Gene Ontology annotation, biological process: regulation of DNA-templated transcription. Gene Ontology annotation, molecular function: zinc ion binding; DNA-binding transcription factor activity, RNA polymerase II-specific. The record is from RefSeq and is a predicted model, not a curated record. Lineage: Eukaryota; Fungi; Mucoromycota; Mucoromycetes; Mucorales; Lichtheimiaceae. The transcript has 2 exons.